Molecule: messenger RNA, 859 nt
Organism: Abrus precatorius (Indian licorice)
Lineage: Eukaryota; Viridiplantae; Streptophyta; Magnoliopsida; Fabales; Fabaceae
Product: extensin-like
Exons: 2
Coding region: 7-558 (183 amino acids)
Source: RefSeq, a predicted model, not a curated record
GGGAAAAUGGGGUCUCUGGUAGCCUCAGCUUCGGUUGCUCUUGCAUUGGCCAUAAUCUUUCUAAGUUUCCCAUCUGAAAUAUCAGCAAACCACUACGGCUAUUCGUCUCCCCCGCCGCCGGUGAAGCCUUACCACUACCCAUCACCACCACCACCGCCCUACAAGAAGCCAUACAAAUACCACUCUCCACCCCCACCAGUUCACUACACUCCUCACCCAGUCUACCACUCUCCCCCACCCCCAGAGCACAAGUACCCACACCCUCACCCUCACCCUCACCCUCACCCUCACCCACACCCCCACCCCCGCCCCUAUCCCCACCCAGUGUACCACUCCCCACCACCACCACCCCCAAAGAAGCCAUACAAAUACCCAUCUCCACCACCACCAGUGCACAAGUACCCUUCUCCUUCCCCUUACCCUCACCCAGUUUACCACUCUCCUCCACCACCACCUUACAAGAAGCCUUAUGCCUACCACUCACCUCCUCCUCCAGUUCACUCUCCUCCUCCUCCACAUUACUACUACAAAUCUCCUCCUCCCCCUCCCUACCACUAGAUUCUUCUGUCCCACCACACCUCAUGGAUCUAAGCAAAAAGUGUGAAGACAGAGAAAGCUAUGGAUUGGACGGAGCGGUGCCCGCACUUUACAAAUACAUAGAGCAGUAGUAUAAGGGGAAUAUUAUCACAUAUUUUGUCAUAAGUGUUUGAUUGUUGUCAUUGUUUAGAGGAGUGUGUCUAGUGGUUUAUUUCAUUUUCAACUGUGUUUUUGUUGUACUAGACAGUUGUCAUGCACUGUCUUGUCUGCAUGCAUUUGUGAUUUUCAAAGUCUGACCAGUCAAUAUUCCCUCUCUGUCGUC